UUACUACGGCGCUGUCCUCUUUCGCGCUGAAUGAGCGCGUGGAGGUCGCCUCAGUGUUGUCCGCCGCUCUUUGACGGAGGCGCAGUAUUCGGAGGUCAACCCACAAUUCCACUAGGGAGAGAGAACCAAAUUUUGACCCAGUGACAGUGAAGAAACAGCAAUAUAAUUCCAAGGCUCAACAAUGCUGAAUAUUGGCUUCUUGAAGUCUGUGCUGCCGGCCUCUGCCAGAGAGUUGAUCCGAAAUGGACUACUGAGGGGUUUGGCCACCUCCGGGAUGUCCCAAGGUUUCAAGCAAGCCAACAUUGUGAUAUUGGACAAGAAAUUUGCUGAUGACUUCGAGCAAUUUUGCGUGGCAAAUAGCGGACCACUACCAUUACUGUACAGGAGUAAACCUGGCGAGUGGAGUUCUCCACCACUCAGUACCAGUUCUGAUAUCAGAACUGAUUGCCCACGGUACAUCAAAUAUGAGAGAGGAAACAUCACAGGCAAUCUGAGCAGCCUUGUAGAAUACGCUGAGCAGUUAAAGGACAUGGUUACAUUUUACCUGGGAUGCAGCUUUUCCUUUGAGAACGCUCUCCUCGAGGCUGAUAUUCCAGUAAGAAACAUUGAACAAGGACGCAACAUCAGUGCUUUCAAGACAUCUAUUCCAUGUGUCAGUGUUGGUGGUUUCCAGUGUAACAUGGUGGUCACUAUGCGACCUAUCCCUGUGGACAAGCUCGAUGCAGUUGUGCAAGUAACUCAUCGCAUGAAGGAUGCCCAUGGUGCCCCUGUACACAUCGGCCAUCCAGGGUUAAUUGGAAUUGAAGACAUGCUGAACCCAGAUUUCGGAGAUGCAGUUGAAGCACAUCAUGGUGAUGUUCCAGUCUUCUGGCCUUGUGGAAUCACUGCAUCAGAAGCAAUUAGGAGCUGCAAUUCUGGUCUGGCUUUCACCCAUGCUCCUGGCUGCAUGUUCAUUACUGACCUGCAGAGUGAGCAGGAGGUGGCCAGAGACUUUGCUGCUGAUGCAGAAAUCCCACAUGUUUUUUGCAUUUCUCAGAAUCCAAUUCACUAUAGCGUUGCCUCGGUUGCCGCUGUAGAAAAAUUCGAAGCCCUGGAUAGUCUGAUUCAGCAAGAUCCAGGCAACCGAGGAAUCAAGCAUUUGUUAAUUGAAAAACAGCUGCUAAAAGCAUGUCUCUCUCUUUCAAAUGCAAAAUCUGUGCUCGUAACCACUGGAUUUCCAACCCACUUCAAUAACCAGCCUCCAGAAGAGACAGAUGGUCCUCCAGGAGCAAUUGCUAUAGCAGCCAUGUUGCAAGCCCAGAAGAAAAACGUUGUCAUAGUAACAGAUCAAAGAGCCUUAGAGAUGAACAAAAAGAUUAUUGAAGAAGCUGUUGAGCAAGGAAUGUUAAAAACCCCUGUCCCUAUUGUUAGCUUCCAGGAUAAUGGCAAGGAUUCAGCCCUCAUGUUCCUUUGUCAUGAUGGUAAUCCCCAGUUUCCAAGGUUUGAUCAUCUCAUAGCAAUAGAACGAGCUGGAAUGGCUGCAGAUGGCAAUUACUACAAUGCACGGAAAGUAAACAUUAAACACUUGGUGGAUCCCAUUGACAAGCUUUUCCUAAAAGCACAGGACAUCCCUGGAAUUUCCACAACAGGUAUUGGAGAUGGAGGGAAUGAACUGGGAAUGGGAAAGGUGAAAGAGGCCGUGAAAAAGUACAUAAACAAUGGGGAUCUCAUAGCUUGUGAUGUUGAAGCAGAUUUUACAGUUAUUGCAGGUGUAUCAAACUGGGGAGGUUAUGCUGUAGCCUGCGGUCUGUACAUUCUCAAUAGCUGCGCAAUCCACGAACGCUAUCUACGCAAAGCACUUGGGUUUCCUAUGACAUCUGAAAUGGUUGGCUACGCCUUGGCACUGCCUACAGUCCAGAAGGAAGAAAAGCUGUUGGAGUUGUUGGUGAAACAUGGAAUUCGAAGUGGAAAAACUGGGAAUCUGGGAAUGGAAGUGGAUGGCUUGCCCUUUCAUGAUACGCACUCCUCUAUGAUCAGACAGCUGCUGGAAAUCACACUGGGACAGGCCCAAUCAACCUAAUGCACAAAGAUAGGAAACUUGAAAAAGAAUUCAGUCAUUAACGCUCGCCUUUUAACUGAGGAAAUUCCAGUUAGGUUUGCAGUAAAUGAUGUAGUAAUAGUUUCAUGACAGGUAGGUAAUAAUGUAGUUAAAUUUUUGAUUACUUUCAUGGCUAUGUUAUAUUUCAAUUUCACUUCAAGAAUACACUAUUUUCCUUCCACAAAACAGAUUAUUCCAGAGAAUGUGUUAGUUGUUUCUAAUCUUAUUCUUCAGAUAAUUGUUCAUUUUCAUAUUAACUCUGAACACUGUAAAAUUUAAUGAAGAAGAAAGGCAAGGUUUAGUAAAUAUUUCUGCAAAUGUGUUGCUGGUCAAAGCACAGCAGGUUAGGCAGCAUCUCAGGAACAGAGAAUUCGACGUUUCGAGCAUGAGCCCUUCAUCAGGAAUAAGAGAGAGAGAGAG
Molecule: messenger RNA, 2497 nt
Organism: Hemiscyllium ocellatum (epaulette shark)
Lineage: Eukaryota; Metazoa; Chordata; Chondrichthyes; Orectolobiformes; Hemiscylliidae
Gene: dglucy
Product: D-glutamate cyclase
Exons: 14
Coding region: 182-2059 (625 amino acids)
Biological process (GO): glutamate metabolic process
Molecular function (GO): D-glutamate cyclase activity
Source: RefSeq, a predicted model, not a curated record